Messenger RNA from Lactuca sativa (garden lettuce), 1440 nucleotides. Its product is annotated as trihelix transcription factor GT-4. The record is from RefSeq and is a predicted model, not a curated record. Lineage: Eukaryota; Viridiplantae; Streptophyta; Magnoliopsida; Asterales; Asteraceae.
CGGGUCUGAGAAAUUAGGAGUCAAAUCUGUUUCGUCCCACGGCGGCACGGCCGGUUCUUUCCGCACCCUUUCUCUAUCCAUAUCGAGGAUUUUGUGAUUAGGGUUAGCAGUAACUAGUAUAGUCAGCACAAUUUGAUUCUUUCUCCAGGAAGCUACUUUCAUCAAUGUAUCUCUCAUCUGAGAAACCUCGUUCAAUCGACUUCUACAAGGAAGUCGCCGGAGGAGGCGAUAGGAACAUGCUAAUUGAAUCAGAACAGACACCACACAACCACCAGCAGCAACAUCAACAACAACAGCUGAUGAUUAUGGCUGAGAACAACAAUAACACAAGUAGCGGCGAAGAUCACGAACUGAGGGCUCCGAAGAAAAGAGCCGAGACUUGGGUACAGGAAGAGACUCGGAUCCUGAUCAGCCUCCGUCGUGAAGUGGAUCGGUUUUUCAACACUUCCAAGUCGAAUAAACAUCUGUGGGAACAGAUCUCGUCGAAGAUGAGGGACAAGGGUUUUGAUCGUUCGCCGACUAUGUGUACCGAUAAAUGGAGGAAUUUGCUCAAGGAGUUCAAGAAGGUGAAGCAUAAAAACAGUAAAGGAAGUAGUGGUAGUACUAAGAUGCUGUAUUAUAAGGAUCUGGAGGAGUUGAUUAGAGACAGGGCCAAAGAUGGAACUUACAAGGCCGCAUCUCCUACUUCUUCCAAGCUCGAUUCAUUCAUCCAGUUCUCAGAUAAAGGGCUAGAUGAUGGGAGUAUUCCGUUUGGACCCAUGGAAGCUAAUGGCCGAUCAACAGUCAAUAUUGAAAGACCUUUGGAUAAUGAUGGGGAUCCUCUUGCCAUAACUACAGCAGAAGCAGUUGCCGGAAAUGGAGUCCCCCCAUGGAACUGGAGAGACACCCCUGGGAAUGGUGGUGAAGGUCAAUCUUGUUAUGGGAGGAUCAUAACAGUGAAAUGGGGAGAAUACACUAGAAGAGUUGGUAUAGAUGGAUCAGCAAAAGCAAUAAAAGAGGCAAUAAAAUCAGCAUUUGGGAUAAGGUCAAAACGGGCAUUUUGGUUGGAAGAUGAAGAUGGUGUGAUUCGUGCACUAGACAGGACAAUGCCUGUAGGGAAUUAUAAUCUCCACCUAGAUGAAGGGGUGUCUAUAAAGAUCUGCCAUUAUGAUGAGUCUGAAAGAAUAGCUGUGCGUACUGAAGAUAAGACGUUCUAUACAGAGGAGGAUUUGCAUGAGUUUCUGAGUGGGCGUGGUCUGUCUGGAUUAAGAGAGAUUAAUGGGUACAGAAGUUUUAACAAUGUCGAUGAUUUACGCCUUGGUGCAGCUUACCAAGGGGUCAGACUCCUUGGAGGAGACUAGAUUUAGAAUUUCCUCUAUUUCUUAAUGCAUCAACCAUGUAAUAAUACUCAAAAUAUUCCAUGUAAAAAUUCAUCAAACAGAUCACGUCAUUAUUUAUUUA